This is a messenger RNA of Sphenostylis stenocarpa, 939 nucleotides long. The record is from the annotation of a GenBank genome assembly. Lineage: Eukaryota; Viridiplantae; Streptophyta; Magnoliopsida; Fabales; Fabaceae.
AUGUCCCACCAAUUUCGCUCCCCCUCUUCCUUCUCUCUCUUCCUUCAUCGUGGGAAGAAGGUUGCAGACAUGGACAUGGAGCAGCCCAAACCCAGAUUUGUAAUCUCCGCGUCGGAGGCCCAAUCCCAUUCCUCUCCCGCCGCCAAACUCCUUCCCUCCCUCGUCUCCCCCGCCCAGGCCCUUGCCCGGCCCCCCAUCUCCAACUUCCCUGUCGCCGCCGUCGGCCUAGGGGCCUCUGGCCGCAUCUUCGUCGGCGUGAACGUUGAGUUCCCGGGCCUCCCCUUCCACCACACCAUCCACGCCGAGCAGUUCCUCCUCACCAACCUCUCCCUCCACGGCGAAACCCGGCUGGACUCUUUCGCCGUCUCCGCCGCCCCCUGCGGCCACUGCCGCCAGUUCCUCCAGGAACUCCGCGACGCCCCCGACAUCCAAAUCCUGAUCACCUCCCACACCAAUCCUCACUUCACCCCUCUCUCCCACUUCCUCUCCCACCACUUCGGCCCCCACGAUCUUCUCCCGAAAACCGCCCCUCUCCUCUUGGAGCAUCGCCACAACGCCCUCUCUCUUCCCAUUCCCCAAAGCAACGACCCUAAUCUAAUGCUUCCGGCCUUGGAAGCGGCCAACAACUCUCACGCGCCCUACAGCGCCUCCCCCUCCGGCGUGGCGCUUCUUGACUCCAAAGGGAAUGUUUUUAAAGGCUCUUACAUUGAGUCUGCUGCUUAUAACCCCAGCUUGGGACCGCUUCAGGCCGCCCUGGUGGCCUUCAUUGUCGGCGGCGGCGGUGACUAUGAUGAGAUUGUGGCGGCGGUGUUGGUGGAAAAGGAGGGUGCGGUGAUCAAACAGGAACCCACGGCGAGGUUGCUGCUCCAUUCCAUUUCCCCUCGCUGCCACUUGAAGGCUUUUCUUGCCACCUCUUGUCACCUUCCUCAUUCAACCUGA